AGGCAUCGUCGGCAGAUUCAUUAGUAGCUAGCAAUCGAUGGCGUAAAGGAAUUAGUGCUGGAUUGCAAUCGACACCUUCAGUGAGCAUCAGAAUACGCUUCGACAAGCGAAGAAGUGCAAUGUCAGGAAACGGCUCAGUGCAAGGUCCAGGAAAGCACUACGUCCUCCCAAAGCUGCACAGGAGCCCAUCCCAGCAGAACUCUGAAGAGCAGUCACGGAAGACUAUUCGCAUCUCAGACCUUCAGGACUCGGAAGAAGAAAACGACAGUCGCAGCCCCGACAUCAAGUCGGCCAUCAGUCAGCUCGAGAAAUCCGUCAGGAUCUCGGACGAUAGUCAUCGAUCACCUCCCAGUGGCUCACAGUCGGGUUCUCAGCCUCAGUCUCAAUCAAAUUCCCUCCCUGGUUCCCUCCCCGGCUCCCACCAGAAUUCAGGAUACAACACACCCAAUGUCUAUUCAAGGCCAAUGUCACCGCCGAUCGCCCCCUCUCCCAUCUCCGCGUCUGCUGGAGGAUCGGCCGCACCCACUCGGCCUGUCAGUGCUGGACCGAGUGAAAACCAGUCUGCAACGGCAUCCCCCACUAGCAAGCAACCGUCGAGCUCUGAACGCGAGCUGCAUGCUCGCGUGAAGCAGGCUGCAGUGCAACGAGCUAGGGAUCUGACCAAUGAAGGGUUCCGAUGGGAUUGACUGGAUUCAUUGCUAGGGCCCUCAACAAGGAAAAGUAUGCCGAGGCUCGUGAUGCAUUUGCCAAUGCAGAACAUGUAUUUCGAGACCUCAAUGACCUGGAAAGUGCAGAAGAAGUUGCAAAACACAAGCUCAAUGCCGAAGCCAAGAUCCCUUCUACUCCCACCCCACCUGCCGGGACCAAUGGAAAUGCCAACAAUGGGAUCACAUCAAAUGCAGGCACUUCACAGAAAUCAACGCCUGAACCCAACUCUGAUUCGUCAAACAACGGAACACCAACGUCUUCCACGAACGGCACCCCGAAAGGGUCCAAUCAGAAUCAGAGCGAUUCUCCAGUGCAACCAGAUAGUUCAAUUCAACCUGUCACGAUGCAGCAGCAAAAUGUUGCGCAAAAUGUUGGAGCCCAGUUGAAAUGUGGGGUGGGCAUUUCAUUUGCAAAGAAUGAUUCUGGGGAGAGCAAGAUUACAUCCAUUCGACAGAACAGCCCUGCUGACCUCUGUGGUCAACUUCAGAUUGGAGACACGAUUUUGAAAAUCGACGGAAAGUCGGUUUAUGACAAGUCUGUGGAGGAAAUCAUCGAGUUAGUGCUGGGACCGCCGAACACCAGCGUUCAGAUCACCAUUCAAACGCAAUACGGCUUCCCUCAUGUCAUGACGGCGCCAUUCCAAGAGCUCCCUUUCGACCUGAAGAAGGACAAGAGGCGGCGGAAGGAAACCUCGAAAUCGAACACCGCCAACGAUUUUUUGCGGCCAGAAAACAGGUUGUACGGAGGUGGGAGGCUCCCCCCGGGUUUCGAGCACCUCGAGUCCUUGAGAUCAGCGCAACCUUAUACAACUCCUUCUCUCAGCGUUCGAACUGUGAAUUUGUCGCGGCAACUCCCCCUCAAGCAAAACUCAGAAGCCUCGCUGGACUUGAGACAGGCCCUGACGCAGGAGCAGCGGCCAGCUGAAGAAAGGCGGGUGUCAGUGGGCGAGUGACAUGGGAGGGGGAGGAAGCGAAUUGGAUGUCUGUCUUAUGUCAACAUGUCUAGAGUUGCCAAGUCUCAUUACAAGAGUCUGUAGGUC
Messenger RNA from Guillardia theta CCMP2712, 1747 nucleotides. RefSeq lists its product as hypothetical. NCBI's taxonomy places the organism in Eukaryota, Cryptophyceae, Pyrenomonadales, Geminigeraceae. The record is from RefSeq and is a predicted model, not a curated record. The coding region runs from base 677 to 1660 and encodes 327 amino acids. The transcript is spliced from 24 exons. Gene Ontology annotation, molecular function: protein binding.